This is a messenger RNA of Papilio machaon (common yellow swallowtail), 552 nucleotides long. RefSeq lists its product as uncharacterized. The coding region runs from base 1 to 552 and encodes 183 amino acids. Gene Ontology annotation, molecular function: odorant binding. Lineage: Eukaryota; Metazoa; Arthropoda; Insecta; Lepidoptera; Papilionidae. The record is from RefSeq and is a predicted model, not a curated record. The transcript has 4 exons.
AUGUACGUGGCAAGGAUCCUCGUGUGGUUACUGCCUACUUACACGCUAGCCUCACGAACCAAUACAUUUUCCGGGACAAUGGUUGAUUUCACAGACCCUAAGGUUCAAGGACAUUUAGAUGCAUUAGUUAGAAUGGCGCAAGCAUGUGUGAUAAAAGUCAGAGCAUCGCCUAAAGAUGUACGAGCGUACUUCACCAACUCACCACCGAUCACCAGAUCCGGUCAAUGCUUCGCCGCAUGCAUGCUUGAACAGAGUGACGUUAUUAAUCAUGGCAAGAUCAAUCGGGAUCUAUUGAUCCAUCUUGCUGGCUUAGUGAACGGCAAGAACUCUCGUGUGGUGAGAAAGCUUCACAGCAUAUCCCGUCUUUGCCUUGACAGCAUUGAUGGCAUGUCUGACAGAUGUCAAUUGGCGUCAACUUACAAUGACUGUUUAAAUGAAAACAUGACAGAGUUCGCCUUUCCACUAGACAUCGCUGAAGAAGCCGUCAGGAAAAUGCCAUUCCAUCUUAUACAACCCAACUUACCUCAGGAGCUACGUCAAUCAUCAUUUUAA